Molecule: messenger RNA, 802 nt
Organism: Perca fluviatilis (European perch)
Lineage: Eukaryota; Metazoa; Chordata; Actinopteri; Perciformes; Percidae
Gene: bsx
Product: brain-specific homeobox
Exons: 3
Coding region: 62-739 (225 amino acids)
Biological process (GO): regulation of DNA-templated transcription
Molecular function (GO): DNA-binding transcription factor activity, RNA polymerase II-specific; DNA binding
Source: RefSeq, a predicted model, not a curated record
GAAGAGGCUGAUGCUGAUGCAGCUUUUAAAAGCGGGAAAAUAACCAACCCAAACUGACACCAUGAGUAUGAACUACGCGUCCGCGGCGCCCGCGCACAGGUCCACGUCGUUUUUCAUUGAGGACAUCUUAUUGCACAAACCCAAGCCGCUGAGAGAGGUCCUUCCCUCGCCGUUCUGCAGCUCCCUGGCCUCCCGGAUGCCCCUCCUGGAGUAUGGAUACCCACUGAUGCCAACCCCAAUACUGGCGCCACAUCCGCACCACGCUCUCCACAAGCCAGAGCAUCACCAGUACUUCUUCACUUCUGGGAUGCAGAUGCCAACCUUGUUCCAGCACCACGCAGAGUUACCGGGGAAGCACUGCAGACGCCGGAAGGCCCGGACGGUCUUCUCCGACUCGCAGCUGUCUGGCCUGGAGAAGAGGUUCGAGAUCCAGCGGUACCUGUCCACACCGGAGAGAGUGGAGCUGGCCACGGCGCUCAGCCUGUCCGAGACACAGGUAAAAACGUGGUUCCAGAACCGGCGGAUGAAGCACAAGAAGCAGCUGCGGAAGGCGCAGGACGAGCGGAAGCCCGCCGGGGAGCAGGACCCGUCCGCGGACAACUCCAGCGGCAGCGAGCUGAACGACGGGAGCUCGGAGGAGCCGAGACCCGGCCUGGAGCCGGACUCGUACCUGCUGGAGGAAAACGACGACGACGUGGAUAUCGAGGAAGACAUUUGCUCCCCGGAUCAUCUACUAUAGUAGGCUGCCCAUUGUUUUAUAAGCAGCGACUUCCACACUGUAAAUGCUCUGUAGAUAACACUG